Messenger RNA from Candida albicans SC5314, 2469 nucleotides. It is a transcript of the gene ABZ1, whose product is annotated as 4-amino-4-deoxychorismate synthase. The transcript has a single exon. Lineage: Eukaryota; Fungi; Ascomycota; Pichiomycetes; Serinales; Debaryomycetaceae. The record is from RefSeq and is a predicted model, not a curated record. Gene Ontology annotation, biological process: L-tryptophan biosynthetic process. The coding region runs from base 1 to 2469 and encodes 822 amino acids.
AUGAGUGGAAAAAAAAAAAAAACUCAAAAAAAACUCAAAAAAAUUCAAACACCGAUAUUCCCAUCAAUCAACACCAAUCCACGAUUAACACCCAUUGCCCCUCCAUUGGUUUCGAUGAUUCUUCUUAUUGAUUCAUACGAUUCUUUUACUAAUAAUCUUGCUCAUUUAUUAAAAGAAAGUACUGGGCAAGAAGUAAUAACUAUUCAUAAUGAUUCAUUCAAACCUAAUGAAUAUGAAACUUUUUAUACCCAAUAUCUUCCAUUGUUUCAAUUCAUAGUAAUUGGUCCAGGACCAGGACAUCCAGCAAUUGAAUCUGACAUUGGAAUUAUUAGUUGGUUAAUUAAAAAGUUUCAACAACAACACCAAGAAAAUGAUAAUAAUGUUGUACCUAUAUUGGGGAUUUGUCUUGGAUUUCAAAGUUUAUGUUAUGAAUUUGGUAAUGAUGUAUCAAGAUUACAGAAAGUGAAGCAUGGUCAAGUUUAUGAUAUUUAUCCUGUAUCCAAGAGUGAAUUGUUUCCUGAUGAUGAAUCACCAUUUGGAAGUGUUAGAUAUCAUUCAUUGUAUGUUGAGAAUACUAAUGAUGAGAUCAUCCCCUUGGCUUAUUGUUAUGAACCACUGGAAACUGAUUCACAAGAUAAGCAGAAACAGAAGCAGACAAAUAAAAUUUUGAUGGCAAUGAAACAUAAGAAGUUCCCAUUUUAUGGAGUUCAAUAUCAUCCAGAAUCUAUAUGUUCAUCUAAAGGUUCAGAUUUGAUCAAAAAUUUUAAUGAUAUUGCCCAACAAUACAAUGAAAUAUAUAGACCAAACGUAUUUAAACAAAAUAAAGUAUCAAAUUGGUUGGAUAAUCAUGCCGUUCAUGAAGAUUAUUUAAUUAAAGAUGGUAAAUUUAUUUCAAAUGAAUUACACAAUAUUUAUUUCCAGAAAUUACAAUUGGAUAAAGAAAUAUUACCCAUUGAUGUAUGUGAUUAUUUUUACCAACAGAAUAGCGACGACAAAUGUAAUUUCAUAUUAUUAAAUUCAGCGUCAAUACCUGGUGAAUGGUCAAUUAUUGGGUUACCAACUAUUGGAGAAAGUGAAAUUAUCACUCAUUCAGUCGAUGAUGAGAAUCACAUUUAUUUAUCACAAUUUGGAUCUAAAACCAAUGAAAAACAAACGUUAGACGGCACCGACACAGUUUGGAAUUUCAUUGCCAAUAAAAUGCAAAAGGCAUAUAUAUCACGUGAAACAAUCAAACUGAAAUUGAAUGAUUAUGGCAAGCGUGAAUUACCAUUUUGGGGAGGUUAUAUGGGUUUAAUUUCAUAUGAAGAAGGACAACAUGUGAUAAUCAACAAGAUAUCCAAUAUUUGCCAAAAUGGAACAACAACAACAACAACAACAACUCCAGAUUUGAAAAUGGUGUUUAUUACCAGAUUUAUAGCAUUUGAUCACGUGACAAAGAAUUGGUUUAUUGUUGCUAUUAAUGACAAUGAUGGUACUAAUUGGGGUCAACAAAUAAUAAAUGAUUUGCAUAAAGUUGAGAAGAUCAACCUUGAUAAUAUUCCAGAUUCAGUCAAUAAAUUGGCUACAAAAGGUGAUGAGGAUUUAAUUGAUUUUGAAUUACCAAAUCGUGAUAUUUAUAAGAAACAAUUCAAUCAAUGUCAAGAAUAUCUUCAUUCCGGUGAUUCAUAUGAAUUAUGUCUUACUACUCAACUGAAAAUUCAUUUACCCCUGUAUAUACAACCAUGGGAUAUUUAUAAAGUGUUGACUCUUCAUAAAAAUCCUUCACCAUUUUCUUGUUUUAUGGAUUUUGAUGAUUGUUGUUUGAUUUCUUCAUCUCCAGAAAGAUUUUUAUCUUGGAAAGAUGAUAUUACACUGGGCAACAACAACAAAAUAGUUCAACUUAGACCUAUCAAGGGGACAGUGAAAAAUACUGAUGAAAUAACUCAUGAAAUUGCCACCAAGAUCCUUAAAACACCGAAAGAAAUGGGUGAAAACCUUAUGAUUGUUGAUUUGAUUAGACAUGAUUUAUAUCAAUUUACUGAUGAAGUUGAAGUUUCCCAAUUAAUGACAGUUGAAGAAUAUAAAACGGUUUUCCAAUUGGUUAGUGUUAUUCAGGGGAAACUUUAUAAAGAAGGAUAUCAUGGAAUUGAUCUUUUACAUCGAUCAUUACCACCAGGAUCAAUGACGGGGGCACCAAAGAAAAGAUCAGUAGAAUUAUUACAAGAUAUUGAAUCGAUGCAAAAAAAUUUUGUUGGUGGUAGAAGAGGGAUAUAUAGUGGUGUUGUUGGAUAUUGGUCAAUCACUGAUGAUUCCGAUUGGUCAGUUAUUAUAAGAUCGGUUUUCCAUUAUUCUAAUGAUAAAGAAAACAACCCUAAAACCAAACUUUGGAGAAUUGGAGCAGGUGGUGCCAUCACGGUUUUAAGUGAUGUGGAUGAUGAAUGGGAUGAAAUGAUGUUAAAGUUGACUAGUGCAUUACAAGCAUUCAAAUAG